Molecule: messenger RNA, 661 nt
Organism: Exaiptasia diaphana
Lineage: Eukaryota; Metazoa; Cnidaria; Anthozoa; Actiniaria; Aiptasiidae
Product: cullin-associated NEDD8-dissociated protein 1
Biological process (GO): SCF complex assembly; protein ubiquitination
Cellular component (GO): nucleus
Source: RefSeq, a predicted model, not a curated record
UUCAUUUGACUACCAUCCUUAUGUAAGCAAUAUCUAUAGCUGUACAUUGACUAGACUUAAAGCAGCGGACAUUGACCAAGAAGUAAAAGAAAGAGCAAUAUCCUGCAUGGGUCAGAUUAUUCAUUCACUUGGUGAUGAUUUGCAGUCAGAAUUGCCUAUCUGCCUGCCCAUAUUUCUAGAUAGAUUAAGAAAUGAAAUUACCAGACUCACAACUGUCAAGGCCUAUACACUAAUUGCAGGAUCUCCUUUAAGGAUUAAUCUUGGACCACUUCUGAAUGAAUCAAUGCCAAUCCUAGCAUCCUUCCUUAGAAAAAACCAAAGAGCCUUAAAGCUGGCAACUCUAACAACAUUGAAUGUCCUUAUGAACAACUAUGGGAAGUCCCUUUCAGAGGACAACAUAGCCAAUGUUUUGAAUGAAGUUCCACCUUUGAUUAAUGAAAGUGACUUGCAUAUCUCCCAGCUGACAUUAUCCUUAUUGACUGCUACUGCCAAGGUACACACCAAUAGUAUGGCUAAAGCAAGCUCAACAACACUUCCAGCUGUGAUGGAAUUAGUAAAAUCACCACUUUUACAAGGUGGGGCAUUGAAUGCAAUGCUUACUUUGUUAAUGGAGCUUGUCAAUUCAGGCAUUCAGGGCAUGGCAUUUUCUAAUUUAUUUGAG